UACGCGUUCGCUUUCAUAACACAUUAACCUUCUUUCUCCUUCACCCUCUUUCUUCUCAUUACGUCCUUUUCCGUUAGGGUUUUGUGUUCUGUGUUAUUCCUUCGAUUUCUUCUCCGUUGACUCUAAAUUUUGAUGGUUCGGUUUAUGGGUUCUAAGAAUCCCCGUUCUCAAUGGGAAUCGUCUUCUGCUACUUCCUCCAUUUCCCCCAAAUUUGAGAUCGAGGAUUCCAUUCAAGAUCAACAUGCUCCUCUCAACAAGCGUCACAAAGCUACUAAUGAUAUACUUAAUGAGCCCAGCCCUUUGGGUUUAAGUCUCAGGAAGAGCCCUUCACUGUUAGAUUUGAUACAAAUGACGCUUUGUCAAGAAAAUUCAGUUAAUGCAAAUACUGCAAAUGAUAAUUUAAACUCUAAAGCGAACAAGAACGGUCGUGCUUCAGUUGAAAAGCUGAAGGCUUCAAAUUUCCCAGCUACACAUUUAAAAAUUGGUUCAUGGGAGUAUAAAUCAAAAUAUGAAGGUGACUUAGUGGCAAAGUGUUACUUUGCCAAACAGAAGCUUGUUUGGGAAGUUCUUGAGGGUGAGCUGAAAAGUAAAAUAGAAAUUCAAUGGUCCGACAUCAGUCAACUUAAAGCCAAUUGUCCUGAUGAUGGACCUAGCACAUUGACCUUAAUGGUUGCCAGACAGCCUCUUUUCUUCAGGGAGACUAAUCCUCAACCUAGAAAGCACACACUGUGGCAGUCAACGACAGAUUUUACCGGUGGACAGGCCAGCAUACAUAGGCGGCAUGUUUUGCAAUGUGAACAAGGACUGUUGAUCAAGCAUUAUGAAAAGCUCGUCCAGUGUAACGAUCGUCUUAAGUUCUUAAGCCAACAGCCAGAGAUAAUGGUUGAUUCACCUCAUUUUGAUCCACGAUCCGCUGCUAUUGAGAACCCUCACAAUCUAAAAGAUUGUGAUUUGCAUCAAGGCAAUGGAUCAGCUGUCUCUUGUUUUCAGAACAUGGGAUCUCCUCAUUCAUCUCUGUCACCAUCAUUUACGACUGAGCACAGCGAUCCUUCUGCUAUUACCUUAGAUAGUGUGCCCUGCGAAGCACCUUCCUCCAGUUCAGAAGCGAUGUAUAAUUCUGAAGCUGAUUCAAAGGGAUCAAGAAACUGGGAUCAAAUAAAACUGCCUGGGCUCCGUCCUUCUAUGUCAAUGAGCGAUUUUCUUGGCCACAUUGAACAUCACAUUUCCAAAGAAAUGGCUUCAGGGGAUCCUUCCUUUUCUGCUGAAAGAUUGGAGUACCAGCAAAUGAUGGAUGGCAUUACACAGCAUCUGCUUAACGACAAUCAGGUUACAACAGACUCUGAUGAAAAAUCACUUAUGUCAAGGGUAAAUUCUCUACGCUGUCUCUUACAAAUGGAUCCCCCAGCAGUGCCCAAUUCACAUGACAACACGGGCUUUAUUGAAGGACCUAAUGAUGCAAAAGUCAACAUAGAUAUCAAGGCUACUGAAGAGAACUCGAGAGAUGUUUAUGGUGGCAAUCCGGCACCAGGCAUGUCGAGGAAAGACUCAUUUGGAGAUUUGCUUCUUAGUCUUCCUCGAAUUGCAUCUCUUCCAAAAUUCUUGUUUGACAUAUCAGAAGAUUAGUCCCAAUUUGGGAAUUUCAGAAUGUUCAAGUAGUGUAUAAAAAGCUUAAUUUUUUUUCUUCAUAGGAGGCACUAGCAUUUGGAAAUUAUUUUAAUGAAGAAUCUUGGUGCAACCCGUGUAAAAACAUUUCUAUGUGUUUUAGUUCUUUAUUUUUUGCUUUUUCACUGAGUCUCAUUGAUAGCUGUCUACCUUCAAGUAAACUAUGUUUACCUUGUUAAACAUCCGGGUAUGUGGAUUUAGAUACUCGUAUUGCUUUGUUAAGGAUGGCAUUGUUUUGUUGUUAUUGGUGAUGUUAUGGAUGUCACUUUUCUUCC
Messenger RNA from Medicago truncatula (barrel medic), 1937 nucleotides. RefSeq lists its product as uncharacterized. NCBI's taxonomy places the organism in Eukaryota, Viridiplantae, Streptophyta, Magnoliopsida, Fabales, Fabaceae. The coding region runs from base 133 to 1623 and encodes 496 amino acids. The transcript is spliced from 6 exons. The record is from RefSeq and is a predicted model, not a curated record.